UCGCCAAUUGUCAUCAGUCGAGUACCAGACCUCAAAUAAUAGCAAUACAAAAAGCAUCAGAGGCAAUGCCUUACGUACCCGCAAGUUCCUACGAUGGAGACCUUAAGAUCUGGAGUGGAUCAGAGAUCAAAGAGUACUUUGACCCGAAUCUAUCCAUUGGGGAGAUUAUCUUCCAUGAAAUGAGGAGGCACCCUAAGCUGAUUGCCCAAAUAUCCACAACAGAGGAGACAAUCCUCACCCGCGAAGAACUCCAUUUGAAUGCGAUGCGUGUGGCCUCGUAUAUGCGUACGAAGGGUCUCCUCCAGUCGGAUAUCGUGGGUAUUAUCGCCAGGAAUACCACCCAUAUCCCUGCCGUCGCGUAUGGCUGCUUCUUCAAUGGCAUCGCCUUCCACUCGCUGAACAUCGCCUACGAUCGGGAUACCAUCGAUAAGCUCUUCUCCAUCACGCGGCCACGGAUCGUCUUCUGCGACGGAGAUGAGUACGAGAAAGUGAGAGAAGCCACUCGGGACAUGGAGGGUGUGGAGAUCGUUACGAUGCGGAACCAUCCAGAGAAUGGAUCGACGCCCAUCCAGCAGAUACUUUCAUCCCCCAUCGGGGAGAACUUUCUGCCCGUCCAACUGGAGCACGGCAUCGAUCAGACGCUGGCGAUUCUCUGCUCCUCGGGCACCACGGGCAUUCCCAAGGCGGUGACCAUCACCAACAGUCGACAGAUACUAGCCGGCUGCCACUCCCUAACCACAUCGGAUAUUCAGUAUUCACACAGCACCCUCGACUGGAUCACUGGGGUCUUGACAACCAUCACAUCGGCAGUCUACAGCACUACAAGGAUUAUCGCAGAUAAUGUCUUCGAUCCUGUGUACAUGAUGCGGCUCAUAGAGGAGCACAAGAUCACAUGGAUUAUGCAGGCGCCCUCCCACAUGGCAAUGAUGACUAAUUCUCCGGAAUUCGAGUCCGCAGACUUCUCGAGCCUCAGGUUUUACCUAUUUGGAGGAGGUCGCGCUUCCGUCGAGACGCAGCAUCUCAUUAGAAGUCGCCUGAGCAGAGACUGUCUCCAUUUUGCCUACGGCUUCACGGAAUUGGGGGCAAUGGCCACCAUGAACUAUCAUUUUGAUGAGAAACCCAACUCUGUUGGUCGCCUGGUGAGUGGCUUGAAGGCAAAAAUAAUAUCUGAAGAGGGGGAAUCCCUGGGUCCCGAUGAGGUUGGAGAGGUGUGCAUCCGGAAUGGCCAGCACUGGGCAGGAUACUACGGCAAUCCCGAGGAAACUCAUAAGGUGCGCGACUCUCAGAUGUGGUUCCACACGGGGGACCUCGGCUACAUGGAUGACGAUGGCUUCCUGUACAUUGUGGAACGGAAAAAGGACAUGCUGAAGUACCAGAACAUCAUGUACUAUCCGAAUGAUAUCGAAACGAUCAUCUCCGAGAUGCCAGACGUCGCCGAGGUCUGCGCCUUUGGCGUCUGGGAUCAAAUCAAUGGGGAUGAGGCUGCCGCCGCUGUCGUCAAGAGGCAGGGAAGUGAUCUGAAAGCCCAGGACAUUGUGGAUUAUGUGAGAGAUCACACGGAUGCCAAGUAUAAGCAGUUGAAUGGCGGGGCCAUUAUCGUGGAGGAUCUGAAACGGAGUCCCAAUGGCAAAACGAAUCGAAUGGCCACCAAGGCGUAUUUUUUGGAAGUUAAAGAUAGAAAUUAGGAAUCAGAGGAAGCAACGAGAAAUUAUUAGAAAAAAAUACGAAAUAAAGAGUAGAAAAAUACUAUAAAUAAUAUCGGCAAAAUACCCAAAAAAAAAUUAUAU
Drosophila obscura is the source of this 1787-nucleotide messenger RNA. RefSeq names its product 4-coumarate--CoA ligase 2 (gene Acsx3). The record is from RefSeq and is a predicted model, not a curated record. Gene Ontology annotation, molecular function: long-chain fatty acid-CoA ligase activity. The coding region runs from base 66 to 1685 and encodes 539 amino acids. NCBI's taxonomy places the organism in Eukaryota, Metazoa, Arthropoda, Insecta, Diptera, Drosophilidae. The transcript has 3 exons. Gene Ontology annotation, biological process: long-chain fatty acid metabolic process; fatty-acyl-CoA biosynthetic process.